AUGCGCUACAGAUUAGCAGAGAUGGAUCAGUGGGCAGUUGUUCACGAAGUCGUCUGGCGCCUGCAGGCACGUUUCCCGCCUUCCGUGUCCUGGGGGCCCGAGCUCUUCAACGCGGCAGAGCGCCAGCGCGUUGAAUUGCAACUAGAGAGGCUCAUACGCCAGAAACUAGACCAUCUGAACCAAAGCUCUCCGGGAACUAUCGAUGACCCUCCGGCGUCCCGCCCUCGCACGCGCCAAGAGCUCAUUCGCCUCAACUUACCCUCUCGCAGCUACGACAGCGAUCUACGCGAGCUGGGCGAAGCUAUGGCCGGAGUCGUCGCCCAUAGGCCGUCAGGCGACGGUGAAUACAGGUGCGAGGUUGGGGGAACAGGAAACGUCUGGUACUUGAACCGCAGCGGCUACGUUCUUGCCGUACAUGAGCACCCAGCAGUCGCUUGGGCAAGCUACCUGAGCAUUCUGUACGGCGCGCGAGAAGGCCACCGAGCUGUCGCCCCCGACCCCAACAAGAUAACGCCGCUGGACUUAUUCGUUGACGACGUAGCGUCUUGGAUUCCUCGCGCUCGGCGCUAA
This is a messenger RNA of Peniophora sp. CBMAI 1063, 570 nucleotides long. The record is from the annotation of a GenBank genome assembly. NCBI's taxonomy places the organism in Eukaryota, Fungi, Basidiomycota, Agaricomycetes, Russulales, Peniophoraceae.